GCAAAAUAUAAAAUGUGCAAAAUACGUGAGAGGGAGCACCUAAUUCACUAUGGAGCCCGAACUUAUAUAUGGAGUACUAUAUAUUACCUCCCAUAUAUGAAGUAUACAACAUAAGUAUAUAAUACAAUCCCUCCUCAAAUUAUGCAGCAUCACAAGGCCAAGUAGCCCCCCCACUUCUUAGUUGCCUCCUACCAGUUUUCCUUAGAUUUUACACACAAACCUCCCCCAAUAAUUGUCUUCUUCUUACAACAGUUCGUUGAAAAAACUUAGACAGGAAUCUUUUGCUUCACAAGACAGCACAGAUAGAUCUCCUUUGUGCUGUCGAGUUGACCCAAAAAAGAACAAAAAAACCCAAAGCAAAAAACACAAAAAUAAAUAAAUUUUACUCAUCUGAUUAUUCUCAUUAAAAGAUUAGCCAGGAAAGUCUCAUAAUAAUAUAAAAGGCAAUACAUUGCCAUGCAGGUUCUUCAGUGGCUGUUCAAGGUACCACAAGAUCAUAAACAGGAUAUAAAUCAUCACCACUCCAACUUAGAGAUCAAAUCUCCUAAGGCAAGGGAAACAUCAAAAGAGGUGAUUUCUUACAAGAAGAAAAGGGUUUACAAGAAAUUCCAAAAACCUGAAGAAACUUCACUAGAUUGUAGGAAGUUUAGGUAUCUAACUUUCUUACUUAAGAAAGGAAACUCAAGAAGUAAUUAUUUUUCUUCAACACUUCAUCAGAGAAGAAUAAGCAACUGCAGUGAUUACCAAAAACAGCAUUAUAUUCUUUCAAUGAAGUUGAAGGAGGAAAUUGUUCGCGCCGGCCUAGGGAAAAAUCUUAAGGCUGAUUCAAGUGCUCAUGUUGGUAAUAAGGUCUUGCCAAUUAAUGAUUCAACUUCUUCGUCUUCGUCGUCGUUGUCAUCAACAUGUAAUAAUGCAGAUGAUCAGCAGCAUUGUCGAUCGUCUGAUCAGAAGAAACAGAGAUCUAAUAAAGGAGAAAGUAAUAAAGCUAAGACACUUUCAAGGAUGAAGGAGCUUCUGAGAUGGGCUGCUGCUGCUAAGUCUGACAAAGGAGGAAAAUUUGGGAAAAAGGUAUUGCACUUUAGGAAUAAAUCAGCAACAAUAAAGUCAGGAGGAUUGGAUGAUGAUGUUAGCAUUGAAUCUCCAAAGAUAAGCUUAAGAUGGGAAGUAGAGAGUAAUUGUUCCACUACUUGCUCUGCAGCUUCAGCUCCGCCAACAUUGAAGUAUGAUGAAUCUUGUCGAAGGACAGGGAGUUGGAUCACAACAGAUGAUGAAUUUGUCGUGCUAGAGCUCUGAAGCGAAGAAAGAAAAGGCAGACACUACAUUAUUAGAUUCAAUAAGAGGGUAUUGGAUAUUUAGAUGACUAAAAUGUACCACUAGUUUUUUUUUUCUUUUUCUUUUUUUCGCAAUUAUUGCUAGAUAAUUCCUCUUUUCUUCAAAUGAUGCAGCAUUUGCUCUGUACACGAUAUCCAAUACACUAUUUUGAUCCUUAAUAUCUUUAAUUGUGUAUAAGUAAAUCUAUAAAAAAAGUUGAUAUUACAAAAGUAUGGCAAAAUUGGCUUCGAUACCACAAACUAUGGCUCGGGUUCACCCAACAUCACAAACUUUGACUAGUAGUCAAAACACCAUGAACUAUUGUUCUGGGUGCAGUAUAGGAAUGACGCUGGAUGUACAUUUUAUCUCCGAUGACUAGUAGCCAAUCUCAAGCUUUCUCUGUCUAAAAUUAUAACACCCACUAGUAGAUAUUGUACUCUUUGGGCCCUAGCCCGCAUGGUUUUGCUUUGGUGCAGAACCAAAAUCCUACCCAAAAGAC
Beta vulgaris subsp. vulgaris (sugar beet) is the source of this 1810-nucleotide messenger RNA. RefSeq lists its product as hypothetical. The record is from RefSeq and is a predicted model, not a curated record. Bases 457 to 1293 code for a protein of 278 amino acids. The transcript is spliced from 5 exons. NCBI's taxonomy places the organism in Eukaryota, Viridiplantae, Streptophyta, Magnoliopsida, Caryophyllales, Amaranthaceae.